This is a messenger RNA of Calliphora vicina (urban bluebottle blowfly), 1659 nucleotides long. Its product is annotated as piggyBac transposable element-derived protein 3-like. Bases 1 to 1659 code for a protein of 552 amino acids. The transcript is spliced from 3 exons. The record is from RefSeq and is a predicted model, not a curated record. Lineage: Eukaryota; Metazoa; Arthropoda; Insecta; Diptera; Calliphoridae. Gene Ontology annotation, molecular function: sequence-specific DNA binding.
AUGGCACGUCGUAAAGUACAACCAAAACCUUCUAAUGUUGCAUUACCGCCAGGAAACAAGGAAACGAUAUUCCAGUGGAUAAAGAAUAAUUCAUCAUAUCUUGUUCCCAUUUUUCCAGCUGCAAAUUAUGAGGAUUGUCGUGACUUACUACCACAUCAACAAUUCGAAAAGUUUUUUGAUGAUGCAAUAUUGACACACAUUUGUGAACAAAGUGCAAUAUAUGCAACAGAACAUAAUAGACCGAAUCCAAAUAUAACAGUCGGUGAACUGCGCGCAUUUAUCGGCAUACUGAUAGUAACGGGCUUCAAUUAUCACUCCAAUUUUAGGAAUUUGUGGAGUCAGGAUGAAGUCAUUCGCAACAAUCUUGUAAGUAGCACCAUGCGUCGGAAUCGUUUUCAAGAGAUUUUGCAGUGUCUUCACUUCGAAGAUAAUUCCAAGGCCCCUUCGAAAGAGGGCGCAAAUUUCGAUAAAAUGUGGAAAUUGCGUCCUCUUACAGACCACCUAAAAGCAAAAAUGAUAGAGCAUUUUCAUACUGAACAAAACCUAUCCUUCGAUGAAAGUAUGAUAGCCUAUUUUGGUAGACAUGGUUGCAAGCAGUUCAUUAAAGGCAAGCCAUUACGGUUUGGAUAUAAAGUUUGGUCUCUUUGCACUCCAUCGGGGUAUCUGGUGAACUUCGAAAUUUACCAGGGAAAGAAUCCUCGGUCCAAUUCUGAAUAUGAAGCCAAAUUUGGAAAAUGCGCGGCUCCAUUAGUAAACAUGAUUGAUGAUUUCUCCGAUGAAAUGAAAUUGCUACCAUUUUCAUUUUAUUUUGAUAAUUUAUUUACCAGCUAUCCUUUGUUGGCUUAUUUGAAAUCAUGCGGAUAUAAUGCUACGGGAACAAUACGUGAAAAUCGCAUUCCAGCAAGCUGUCCACUAGCACAUAAAAAAACUUUCAAGUCGAUGGAAAGAGGUUAUUCCGAAUCGAUUGAGAUGAAAAGCACAGGUAUUCGUUUGGUGAAGUGGAAAGAUAAUAGUGUUGUCUGCAUGUUAUCUACUUGCUUUGGCGAAAAUCCGAAGUCCAUGGCACAACGUUAUUCUAAGGAACGGGGAGCUAAAAUAAAUGUACCCCGUCCUCUUGCAAUCACGGAAUACAACAAAUAUAUGUGCGGAGUAGAUCGAUUGGACCAAAAUUUGGCUCAAUAUCGAAUCGCAUAUAGAGGAAAGAAGUGGUGGUCUAGUAUUUUUACCUGGCUCAUAGAUGCUUGUAUUCAAAAUGCUUGGCAGCUUUAUCGAAAAGACCAACCGACAAUGACUCAGCUUGAGUUUCGAAAACAACUUGCAGUAUACUACUGCAAACAUUAUGGUACAAAAGCCAAAACAUCUGGUCCUGUGACCUCCCACAGAUAUGCACAACAGCCGGGUCGAGUUGAACACACUCUCCGUUAUGAUCAAAUUGGACAUUUUGUAGUACCAUCAAAUCGUAGACACUGUGCUGGUGAUCGAUGCAAAGUUAACGGAAGAACAGCAUGUAUGACUAGUAGGUCUACUAGCAUAACUGCCACGCCUACUUUACAAUUUAAAGCCUUUAUAAAAUGGCCAUCAAGUGGAGAGGUGGCACAGUCUACGGUAGAUAGGAAACGUGCAUCAGCAACAUCAUCAUCAUCAACAUCGUUUUCGUAA